CGGCCCGUGGUCCCUCGGCGGCUCCGGCAUCCAGGGCGGCGCGGGAGGGAGGGAGGAUGAACCUGGAGCGGCUCAGGAAGCGAGUGCGCCACUACAUCGACCAGCAACAGUAUCAAAGUGCCCUGUUUUGGGCUGACAAAGUAGCUUCACUCUCUCAUGAGGAGCCACAGGAUAUCUACUGGUUGGCCCAGUGUCUUUACCUAACAGCUCAGUAUCACAGGGCAGCACAUGCCCUUCGAUCGCGGAAGUUGGAUAAGUUGUAUGAGGCAUGUCGCUACCUUGCAGCUAGAUGUCAUUAUGCUGCAAAAGAGCAUCAACAGGCCUUGGAUAUUCUUGAUAUGGAGGAGCCAAUCAACAAACGACUUUUUGAAAAGUACUUGAAGGAUGAAAGUGGGUUGAAAGAUUCUGCCACAGACUGGGAGAUGUCACAGUCUUCAAUCAAGAGCUCUAUAUGCCUUUUACGAGGGAAGAUCUAUGAUGCUUUGGAUAAUAGAACACUGGCAACUUACAGCUACAAAGAGGCCUUGAAGCUUGAUGUUUACUGCUUUGAAGCAUUCGAUCUUUUAACAUCACACCAUAUGCUGACAGCACAAGAAGAAAAAGAACUCCUUGAAUCUCUUCCUCUUAAUAGACAGUGUACGGAAGAAGAACAGGAAUUGCUUCACUUUUUAUUUGAGAAUAAAUUGAAAAAGUAUAAUAAACCCAGUGAAACACUGAUUCCUGAAUCAGUAGAUGGUCUUCAGGAAAACCUGGAUGUGGUAGUAUCUUUAGCUGAAAGGCAUUAUUACAACUGUGACUUCAAAAUGUGUUACAAGCUUACUUCAGUAGUGAUGGAAAAAGAUCCCUUCCAUGCAAAUUGUUUACCUGUACAUAUAGGGACACUUGUGGAGCUUAACAAAGCAAAUGAGCUUUUCUAUCUUUCUCACAAACUGGUGGAUUUGUACCCAAAUAAUCCUGUGUCAUGGUUUGCAGUAGGAUGCUAUUAUCUCAUGGUUGGCCACAAAAAUGAACAUGCUAGAAGAUAUCUCAGCAAAGCUACUACACUGGAGCGAACCUAUGGCCCUGCAUGGAUAGCAUAUGGACAUUCAUUCGCAGUGGAGAGUGAGCAUGACCAAGCAAUGGCUGCGUACUUCACAGCUGCACAGCUCAUGAAAGGGUGUCAUUUGCCGAUGCUCUAUAUUGGACUGGAAUAUGGUUUGACCAACAAUUCCAAGUUGGCUGAACGGUUUUUCAGCCAAGCUUUAAGCAUUGCACCUGAAGAUCCUUUUGUUAUGCAUGAAGUUGGAGUGGUAGCAUUUCAAAAUGGAGACUGGAAAACUGCAGAAAAGUGGUUCCUUGAUGCACUGGAAAAAAUCAAAGCUAUUGGAAAUGAGGUAACAGUUGAUAAGUGGGAGCCUUUAUUGAACAACUUGGGACAUGUCUGCAGAAAACUCAAGAAGUAUGAAGAAGCACUGGAAUACCAUCGCCAGGCUUUGGUAUUAAUCCCUCAGAAUGCUUCUACUUACUCUGCCAUUGGCUACAUACACAGCCUCAUGGGCAAUUUUGAAAGCGCCAUUGACUAUUUCCACACGGCCCUUGGUCUCAGACGGGAUGACACAUUUUCGGUCACAAUGCUUGGACACUGCAUCGAAAUGUACAUCGGUGAUUCUGAAGCCUAUAUUGGAACAGAGAUCAAAGACAAAUUAAGAUGUUAUGACUUCGAUGUACACACAGUGAAGACUUUAAAGAACAUAAUUUCACCUCCCUGGGAUUUCAGAGAAUUCGACAUAGAAAGACAAACUCUGGAUGAAAGUGGCAUAGUAACAUUAGAGACAUCAAAUCAAAGGAAAAGUACAGAUACCAGUCGCCCAUUGGAAGAAACAUUUGAGAUUGAAAUGAAUGAAAGUGAUAUGAUGUUAGAAACAUCAAUGUCAGACCACAGUACGUGACCAUAAAUACUGGUAGAGAGCUCAUUUUGUCUAAGUGUAGUAUGUUUGUUUUAGCAUUUUUGUUAUGGUGUUGUACUUUCAUGAAUUUGCUAUUUUUUAUAUGAAUUCAAACUACUAUGUACUUAA
Parus major (Great Tit) is the source of this 2054-nucleotide messenger RNA. It is a transcript of the gene CDC16, whose product is annotated as cell division cycle 16. Gene Ontology annotation, molecular function: protein binding. The coding region runs from base 57 to 1928 and encodes 623 amino acids. The record is from RefSeq and is a predicted model, not a curated record. NCBI's taxonomy places the organism in Eukaryota, Metazoa, Chordata, Aves, Passeriformes, Paridae. The transcript is spliced from 18 exons. Gene Ontology annotation, biological process: cell division.